Acanthosepion pharaonis is the source of this 687-nucleotide messenger RNA. Lineage: Eukaryota; Metazoa; Mollusca; Cephalopoda; Sepiida; Sepiidae. The record is from the annotation of a GenBank genome assembly.
AUGCAUGCCAUUUUGAUGUAUGGGCUUAAAUCGAUCAAAGUCCUUUCCUUAUUUGACUGCAAGGGUCAGAAUUCUUUUUUUAAAGAUUUGCAUUCCCAUCCUGCUCUACCAACAAAAAUCAAAGAUGCCACAAUUCUAUCUGAAAGACUAAAGCUUUAUAAACGAAUAAUUAGUCAUUAUGUAGAAGAUUAUGCCAAGAAAGAUGAAAAAACUCAUCCUUCCAAUUCAACACAACUGACCUUUAUGCCCUGGGAUGAGAGGAAUUCUGUAUGGCCAGCCUUGAAAAGUGAAAUUGCUCGAAUAUUUGAUGAUGUUAUUGACCAGUUGCAUAUUUUCCAUAUCCAGGAGCUUUAUGCAAGAGGAUUAGAUAAAACUGCUGAAGAGGUAAUGCUUACUAUAAAUAUUAGCCCUGAACUAGGUGAAAGCCUUUUGGAAAUCACAGGCCAACGAAUAAAAUAUUUCAUUGACAGACAGAUCCCUUCCAGAACAUUGGAAAUCUAUUCUACCAUGACCACAGCUAUAUCAGGAUGGCUAAAGAAACAGGAUCCCAGUAUUUUAUAUCGUCCAGAGUGCAAAAUGGAAGACAUCCGACAAUUGUUGAAUCAUGUGAUCAACUGUUUGGAAGAAGAAAGUGAAGAAUACAACCUUUCUCUAGGACUUGUUGACGUUGUUCAUUCUUUAUUAUGA